Molecule: messenger RNA, 2376 nt
Organism: Pieris macdunnoughi
Lineage: Eukaryota; Metazoa; Arthropoda; Insecta; Lepidoptera; Pieridae
Source: the annotation of a GenBank genome assembly
AUGAGGAACGGUGCAUUAAUCCCAGUCCUGGUUUCGUUGCUAGGCAACGUAAAUGGGAAGUGGGUAGAGGGAAGAAUUAAUACAAAGGAGAAUUGGGCUUUUCUGGCGCGCUUCUGUUUUCUGUCGCUAGAGGGCGAGUUUGAAUAUUUGAUAGAGUUUGAACGGGACAUGGGAUCUCCCAAUUUACUCUUGUAUUAUGACGAUGAAUCUCAAUGGCCGGCUGUGUAUCAUAGUAAGCGGACAUGUCAAGACCGUGAAUCGGUACUUAAUAAAGGCGGGCAGAACCAGAUGGUUAAACUAUCACAUUGGUAUCCGGACACCGAGUAUUCAGGCUGUAUCGUCACAAAAGCUAACAAAGAAUUACCUGCUUCUAAAAGCACAACACAAAAACCGACAACAGCAAAGCCAACAAAACCGAAAAACACGUCUAAAAAUGAUCUUCCGAACGAUCCGGGCUAUUACGACCAGUUUUUAAAAACUACGAUUUCACCAAAAACGGAAGUAUCUACCAAAGAACCGAACACUACGUGGUACGAGUUGAUCCCUGAAGAUUUUAAUUCUACCACAGAACUGCCAGAUGAACUAUGGGAGAGUAUUGGUCCAGUUACAAAUGGCAGUAAAGAAGAUUUAAAAGAUGUCGAAAUUUUAUUUGAUAAUUACAAUCACACUCACAAAAUAAAGCGAUCAAUAGAAUUAUACGAACGAUAUCGACGACGACGUCUCAAUUCAGAUUCGUAUAAAAAUGGGUACAGCGAAACAGAGAGAAUGAUUGUAUCAUGUCACAACUCGAGAAGGUUUCGUUCGGCGAGAGAGAGGUGGUGGUUCAUUGCGAUUAGCAAUUGCGAUAGUCCAAAGGGUCUGGACGUGAAAUACAAAUUUUUAAUGACAAAUGGACCUGAAGGUGAUUUCUGGCAUCGGCAUUUUUCUGCGGAUGAAUUUUAUGUCCUGCCAAUUCUAUUGACCUACACAUUUGCGUACAUAAUAGUGAUGGUAGCAGUAGUGAUGUGCUCCGUCGAGCUGCGCUCGCGACACCUUUUACACUCGACGUAUAAGUUGUUCCUAAUAUCGAUAGUGGUACAACACUGUGGAGUAUUGUUACAAACGCUGGCAAAUAUUCGAUACGCUAGUAAUGGAGUUGGCGCACCUAAUUCGAAGAUUAUUGGUCAGUUUCUCUGCGGGAUAUCGGAAGCCACCUUCCUCUUGUUGCUAAUACUUCUAGCCAAGGGCUAUACGGUCACCCGUGGUCGCCUCAAGGUUGGAUUCACGGUCAAACUGACUGUGUUCAUGUGCCUCUAUGUACUGACAUACGUGGUUAUCUUUAUAUACCAAGCUAGGGCAUUUGAUCCAGGUGAAGUGUUAUAUUUGUACGAGAGUUUGGCAGGAUAUGCGCUCAUAGUUCUCCGGAUAUCCGGAUGGUGCGCUUUCGCGUACGCUACAUAUUUUACCGCUAGGAAAUAUCCGGAAAAGAAUAUGUUCUACUGCCCUUUUUUCAUCUGUGGUACGUUGUGGUUUUACGCGGGACCGCUGUUUAUACUCACUGCUAACUCUUACAUAGAUAAAUGGGUGCGCGAGAGUGUGGUGACAGCUGUACUCUUAUUUAUAACAUUCUGUGGACACGUCAUGUUCUUGCUGUUAACCCUACCGGUUUUUGCAAAUAAAAAUUUCCCAUACCACGUCCGCACUACACAAAUUGGAGUAAUGGAGGUGACUAGCAACCCAGCCUUAGAUGGCUUUGGUCCUAACGCAUAUCAUCCCGAGACAGCAGCCGGCCAAACAGUUAUCAUUCCACUCACGAGGCGAACCGAGGAAUUAAUUGGCAGCAUCUAUAAUCAAUACAUGGCAACAGCGCCUCCGCUGUCACAUGAAAACGAAACGCCAAAACACAACGGCGUCAACAGAAAUUCUUUUUCAAAAAAUGGUAUUACUCGACAGCCCAGCAGCGAAACAACCACAUCUUCAGAGAUAAUCCCACACAUAAAUGAUAAGGACAUAUUUACAGUCGAAACACAAAUCGCGAAACUCGAACAACCAGAGUCACAAGAAAAUGACAGUUCGAUUGUGUUGCCCGAAAAUGGGGUUAAUUUGCCGAGUAAUGGGGUAAAUCUUGACUUACCCAACGUGUUGAGAUCUAAGAGAAACAUCCUAGAACCGAUUAGAAGGGAUGUGCCGUCUUGGUCUUUGGCAAAAGGUCCAGCUGUUGUUGCAAUGCAAAAGAAGACUGAUCAAGAUAACCAUUUACCACCAAUAUCAAAUGGUAAAAAAGCACAGACAGUAAAAACUAUGCAAGCCACUUCUGGCGUCAUCAGCACGAUACACGAAGGACGCGAACAAACUUAUAAUCGAACCGACGAGCUAUUCACUGUAACUAAAAGUUAA